GUAUAAUUUGGAAUUUCGCUGUCUUUAAGUCCCAUCAAUUAUUAUAUCGGACAAACACUGCGAGUGACAUAUAUUUCUCUUAAACACAGAGAUAACCUUUUAGCUACCGUUAUUUCAUUGAAUUUUGAAUUUUCAUAAUUGUAAUUUAUGUUAAUUUAAUCAAAUUUGUGUGUGAUUACCAUACUUUUGGAAUACAAAUUUAAGUAAAAUUAAUUUUUUUCAAAUAUUAUUGAAACUUUAAGUGAAUGAAUUUAUAUUGAAAUAAAUCAAACUGUCCGUUUUUUCUGCUCUUGCACCUAAUCACGCACUAAUUUAGUGUCAUUGUCAUUAGCUAUAACGCCACUAAUUACAAAAAUCCAGCAAUUAAUCAAGCUUUGUCCUAGAGUCCGGUGUUCGUCGUUGUCGUCACCCAUCAAUGAAAAAGCAAAAAAAAAUCCAAUCCAACGAAAAUAAUUUGCAGGGUCGACCAAAAUAAUUAGCACAUCCCCCUGACAUCGGUUAAAAAAAAUAUAACAACAUAUAAAAGGGGUCGCGUUAACUUGCUAAGAUAAAAUAACAACAAAAUACAUUUAUAAUUAAACCAAUAAAAAACAAAUUCAUUAAACGAAAACAAAAAGUGCAAUUAUAAGUUUCAAACUUGACGACACACUGUGAAUAUCUAGAAAUUUAAUUGUAUAUUUCAAUUAAAUUGUUGUCUUCUUGACUUUUUCAAAAAUUUUUGAAAAAUAAAAAAAACCAUCAACAAUAAUAAAAAAAAUAAUAACGCAUUUCGAAAAUGGCCAUCGCAAUUACAAGCUUUCCCAACAUCAUUAUUGUAGUUUCAAUAGCUCUUAUUGGAUUUACAAUUACAAAUGGCCUUAAGUGCUACAUGUGCGGCCAAUACAACGAGGGGGUGGGCUCGAUUACACCAUGCCUUAACUAUUCGGACCGAUACGCCCAUCUCUACCUUAAGGAGUGCACAAAGUCAUCCGAAAAAUACUGUGUGAAAUACGUUAGUGAACUAUCUACAGUUCGAGAUUGUGCAACAGAAUGUGCAGAAAAAGAAAUUUGGGAAACCAAAACAUACUGUUGCACAGAAGAAGGCUGCAAUGGAUCAACUAAAUCAACAUCAUCAUCGAUACUCCUAUUCUUCCUCACAAUUGUUCUUACACCAAUUAUUUUCAUUAGACACUGAAAAUCCUACUACGCCUUUCAUUUUUAAUGAAUAAAAAAAAAAAAUAAUACAUAUACAUAUAAAUAUAAAUAUAUAUAUAUUAUAAAAAAAAUACAAGAACACAACAUCGAAAUACUAGUAAUUAAAAAAAAAAAUGUAAUAAUGAUAUAAAAAUAUAAACAUUCAUUAUAUUUUUAACUUAAGAAAUUGCACAACCCAGUUCUAAUCUGGUGUAAAUUAGAUAAUAUUUUGAAUUAAUGCAAUUUCGAGCAUAUUUUCCAUUACAAAAACAAAAAAAUUAAAUACACACACAUGGGACCUUUAAUAAAUAAAAACAUAAGUAAAAAAAAAAUGCUUGCAAGUUUUUCGUUUAGUAAACAAAAAAAUAUAAAAAAAUAAUAAUUAUUGCAAUAUUGAAUUAUACGUUAGCUUUUAUCAAAGCCAGUAGUAAACACUAGUCUUCCCAAAAGUUGAAUAACAAAUAAAAAAAAUAAACACUAAAAUUUACUAUAAACUUGAAUUUAAAAAAAAAAUCAUAAAUCAUUUUUAAUGCACAAAAUAUAAUAAUUUUUAAUUUUUGUUUAAAUAUACGAUUAAGACAUUUUCUGAUAAAAAAAAACAUAAUUUCUUAGCAUAUUUAAUAAAUUGUGUUACAAGUGUAUAUUAAAUAAUUGGCGCAUCAUUUGAAAAUUCUUUAAACUUUUAAGCUUUUGUGAUGAUCCUAAAACAAUUUUUCAAAAAUCAAUUUUUAAAUAAUAUAUUUCACAUAAAAAAAAAUUACAAAAUAAUUCAUUCUAGAGUACAUACAUUUUUACAGUUUUAGUAGAAAUAAAAACUAAUUCUAAUCAAAAAUAUUUCUUAUAUGUGUUUUUUUUUUUUAAUCUAUAAGUUUAAAACUGCUUUUUGAAUUGUUCAAAAUUAUUUAAAAAUUUAUAUAUUUAAAAUCAUGCUUUAAAAAAUAAAUUAAAAUUUCUAAAAGACAAACACAAUAACCGCAAUAUAUAAAUAGAGAUUUCGUUCAAAUUAGAAUUCAUAAAGUGCUCAAAACGCAAUCUGAAAAAUAAAAAAAAAAAAUUUAAAAAUGUUUAUAAGCCUAAAUAUUCUAAAAUGAACGAUUCAUAGGAGAUAGUCAAAGAGUAAUUUUUAUCGAAAGUAGUAUAAAAUGUAACACCAAAAAAACAAUAGGAAAGCAAUAAACUGUUUACUUACAAAAAAUAAUAACAAAUACAUAAGAAUACAACAAAAAAUGUUAUCUAAAUUCAAAUAAAACUAAAUUAUACUUACAAAAAAAAUGAGAUUAAUUGUAAAAUAUUAAAACCAAAAAACAUUAUAAAGUAGUAAGCCGAAAAUAUUAAUAAAUACAAAAAAAAAAAACAUCCACAUUCUUAUAUGUGCAAGAAAUUCUAAAUUAUACAAUCGUAUAAAACUUAUAGUGAAAUUUAUAAUUAAAAUUAAUUUAUAAAUAAAAUAUAAUAUCUUAUAAAAAUAAAUUUUCAAGUUAAUUUAGUUUUCUGUUUUCUUUUUUUCUUUUGUCGUCGAAUGGAAGAGGAAGAUAAGUUGCCAAAUAAAAAAACGUUUGCAACGUAUCUAUGUUGGAGCUGCCGUUAAUAUGCUCAAGUUUAAAUUAAGUUCAUUCUUUUUUCUUUUUGUAUUGAAAAAUGUACAAUUAUUAUUAAUAUAAUUAAUUAUAGGACGAUAAAUUAAGUGUUAGGGUUGAAAAAUAGUAACCUAAUACAAAUUUAUGAAAUAAAAAAUUUAUUGAUUUA
This is a messenger RNA of Episyrphus balteatus (marmalade hoverfly), 2919 nucleotides long. RefSeq lists its product as uncharacterized. The record is from RefSeq and is a predicted model, not a curated record. The transcript has 3 exons. NCBI's taxonomy places the organism in Eukaryota, Metazoa, Arthropoda, Insecta, Diptera, Syrphidae. The coding region runs from base 776 to 1174 and encodes 132 amino acids.